This is a messenger RNA of Nannospalax galili (Upper Galilee mountains blind mole rat), 5070 nucleotides long. Its product is annotated as complement C5-like. The transcript is spliced from 41 exons. The record is from RefSeq and is a predicted model, not a curated record. Lineage: Eukaryota; Metazoa; Chordata; Mammalia; Rodentia; Spalacidae. Gene Ontology annotation, molecular function: endopeptidase inhibitor activity; protein binding. Gene Ontology annotation, cellular component: extracellular region. The coding region runs from base 38 to 4918 and encodes 1626 amino acids.
ACAAGAUUGUGCCCAUGGGCUUAUACCACCUCCAGCCAUGGGCCUUUGGGGAAUACUCUGCCUUUUAAUCUUCCUGGGGAAAAGUUGGGGACAGGAACAAAUGAAUUAUAUUCUUUUCCAUCAUUUUUUACAGAUACAACCCAAAGAAUUGUCUGGAAGACAAAACUCAGUUUCACAUGUAUAUUUGGAAGUUGUUUCAAAGCAUUUUUCGAAAUCAAAAAAAAUGCCAAUAACAUAUGACAAUGGAUUUCUCUUCAUCCAUACAGACAAACCUGUCUACACUCCACACCAGUCAGUAAAGGUUAGAGUUUACUCCCUGGAUGAUGACUUGAAGCCAGCCAAAAGAGAAACUGUCUUAACUUUCAUAGAUCCCGAAGGAUCAGAAGUUGACAUCAUAGAAGAAAAUGAUUAUACUGGAAUCAUCUCUUUCCCCGACUUCAAGAUUCCACCUAAUCCAAAAUAUGGGGUAUGGACAAUUAAAGCUAAAUAUAAAGAAGAUUUUUCAACAACUGGGAUCACAUACUUUGAAAUUAAAGAAUAUGUCUUGCCACGUUUCUCCGUUUCAAUAGAACCAGAAAGCAAUUUCAUUGGUUACAAGAAUUUUAAGAAUUUUGAAAUCACUAUAAAAGCAAGAUAUUUUUACAAUAAAGUAGUCGCCGAUGCUGAAGUUUUCAUCUUUUUUGGGAUAAGAGAAGACAUAAAAGAUGAUCAUAAACAAAUGAUGCAGAAAGCGAUGCGAAGCACAGUGUUGAUCAAUGGGAUUGCUCAGGUCACGUUUGAUUCUGAGGCUGCAGUUAAAGAACUCUCCUAUGACAGUCUAGAAGAUUUAAACAACAAAUACCUUUAUAUUGCUGUCAUGGUCAUGGAGUCUACAGGUGGAUUUUCUGUAGAGGCAGAAAUACCCGGCAUCAAAUAUGUCCUCUCUCCCUACACUCUGAAUUUGGUUGCUACUCCUCUUUUCUUAAAGCCUGGGAUUCCAUAUUCCAUCAAGGUACAGGUUAAAGAUUCGCUUGACCAGUUGGUAGGAGGGGUUCCAGUAACUCUGAAUGUACAAACAGUCAAUAUGAAUGAAGAGACAUCUGACUUGGAACCAAAAAGGAGCAUCACAAAUGCCCGUGAUGGAGUGGCCUCAUUUGUGGUUAAUCUCCCAUCUGAAGUGACGGCACUGGAGUUUUAUGUCAAAACCGAUGCCCCAGAACUCCCAGAAGAAAAUCAGGCCAGCAAAGAUUACCGAGCAGUUGCAUACUCAUCUCUCAGCCAAAGUUACCUCUAUAUUGGAUGGUCUGAAAACUAUAAACCCAUGCUUGUGGGAGAAUAUCUGAAUAUUAUUGUUACCCCCAAGAGUCCAUAUACUGAUAAAAUAACUCAUUAUAAUUACCUGAUUUUAUCCAAGGGCAAAAUUAUACACUAUGGCACAAGGGAGAAGCUUCAAUAUUCAUCCUAUCAAAAUAUAAACAUUCCAGUGACACAGAGCAUGGUUCCUUCAGCCCGGCUUCUGGUCUAUUACAUUGUCACUGGAGAACAGACAGCAGAAUUAGUGUCUGACUCAAUCUGGUUGAAUAUCGAAGAAAAGUGUGGCAACCAGCUCCAGGUUCGGCUGUCUCCAGAUUCAGAUGUCUAUUCUCCAGGCCAAACUGUAUCCCUUAAUAUGGCGACUGAGGCAGAGUCAUGGGUGGCACUAACAGCAGUGGACAGUGCUGUAUAUGGAGUCCAGGGAAGAGUCCAAAAGCCCAUGCGAAGAGUGUUUCAAGCUUUAGAGAAGAAUGACCUGGGAUGUGGGGCAGGUGGUGGCCGUGAUAAUGCAAAUGUAUUCCACCUAGCUGGACUCACCUUUCUCACCAAUGCAAACGCAGAUGAGUCCCAAGACCAUGAUAAUCCCUGUAAAGAAAUUCUCAGACCAAGAAGCGAUCUGCAACUUCUGGAACAGAAAAUAGAAGAGCAAGCUGCCAAAUACAGACAUCCAGUGCCAAAAAGAUGUUGUUAUGAUGGAGCCCGUUAUAAUAGCCAUGAAACCUGUGAGCAGCGAGUUGCCCGGAUUACCAUAGGCCCACGCUGUGUCAGCGCUUUCAGUGAAUGUUGUACCAUUGCAAACAGCAUCCGGACUAACAGUUCUCAUAAAGCCAUGAACUUAGCAAGGCUACACAUAAAGACCUUACUACCAACAAUGAAAGCAGAAAUUCGGAGCUAUUUUCCAGAAAGCUGGUUAUGGGAGGUUCAUCAUGUUCCCAAAAGAAACCAGCUGCAGGUUGUGCUGCCCGAUUCUCUAACUACCUGGGAAAUUCAAGGCAUUGGCAUUUCAAACAGUGGUAUAUGUGUUGCUGAUACAAUCAAAGCAAAGGUGUUCAAAGACGUCUUCCUGGAGAUGAACAUGCCAUAUUCUGUUGUACGAGGGGAACAAAUCCAAUUAAAAGGAACUGUUUACAACUAUAGGACUUCAGAGAUGAUGUUCUGUGUGAAAAUGUCUACUGUGGAGGGAAUCUGUACAUCAGGAAGCUCAGCUGUUAACCACCAGGCUUCGAAGUCCUCCCGAUGUGUGCCCCAGAGGGUAGGAGGCUCCUCCAGCCACCUGGUGACCUUCAGCCUUCUUCCACUGGAAAUUGGCCUUCAUACCAUCAACUUUUCACUGGAGACUUCAUUUGGAAAAGAAAUCUUAGUAAAAACAUUACGAGUGGUGCCAGAAGGGGUCAAAAGGGAAAGUUAUGCUGGCGUUACUCUGGACCCUAAGGGAAUUUAUGGUAUUGUUAGCAGACGAAAGGAGUUCCCAUACAGGAUUCCAUUAGACUUGGUCCCCAAAACCAAUGUCAAAAGGAUUUUGAGUGUAAAAGGGCUACUUAUUGGUGAAGUCCUGUCUGCAGUUGUGAGUAAGGAAGGCAUUGAUCUCCUAACGCAUCUCCCCAAGGGUAGUGCCGAGGCCGAGCUGAUGAGCAUCAUCCCAGUAUUCUAUGCUUUUCACUAUCUGGAAGCAGGAAACAACUGGAACAUUUUUUAUCCUGAUUCAUUAACUAGAAAGAAUAACCUGAAGAAAAAAAUAAAAGAAGGGAUGGUGAGCAUCAUGUCCUAUAAAAACGCUGACCAUUCAUACAGCAUGUGGAAGGGGGGAAGUGCCAGUACCUGGUUAACAGCUUUUGCUCUAAGAGUACUUGGACAAGUGGAUAAAUAUGUAAAGCAGGACCAAAAUUCAAUUUGUAACUCUCUUUUGUGGUUGAUUGAGAAUUGUCAGCUGGAAAAUGGAUCUUUCAAGGAAAAUUCCAACUAUCUGCCAAUAAAAUUACAGGGUACCUUACCUGUUGAAACCCAAGAGACCACUUUGUAUCUUACAGCUUUUUCUGUGAUUGGAAUUAGAAAGGCUUUUGAUAUAUGCCCCCUGGAGAAAAUCAGCACUGCGCUAACUAAAGCUGACUCCUUCAUGCUUGAAAAUGCCCUCCCAUCCAAGAGCAUCUUCACACUGGCCAUUGUGGCCUAUGCUCUCUCCCUAGGAGACAGAGCACACCCAAGUUUUCGUUCAAUCGUUUCAGCCCUGAAGAGGGAAGCUUUGGUUAAAGGCAAUCCACCCAUUUACCGUUUCUGGAAAGACAGUCAUCAGCAUACAGACAGCUCUGCACCUAACAGUGGCACAGCAGGUAUGGUGGAAACCACAGCCUAUGCUUUGCUUACCAGCCUGAGCCUGAAGGAAAUGAAUUAUGUCAACCCGAUCAUCAAAUGGCUGGCUGAAGAGCAGAGGUAUGGAGGCGGCUUUUAUUCCACCCAGGAUACAAUUAAUGCCAUCGAGGGCCUAACAGAAUAUUCACUCCUGGUUAAACAACUUCAUCUGAAUAUGGAUAUCAAUGUCUCCUACAAGCAUAAAGGUGACUUCUACCAGUAUAAGGUGACAGAGAAGAACUUCCUUGGGAGGCCAGUAGAGGUGCCUCUCAAUGAUGACCUCGUCAUCACAACAGGCUAUAGCAGCGGCUUGGCAACAGUACAUGUGAAAACUGUGGUUCACAAAACUAGUACUGCUGAGGAAAUUUGCAGCUUUUAUUUGAAAAUUGAUACCCAAGACAUUGAAGCAUCCAGCUACAGUGGUGACUCCGGAUAUAAGCGCAUCGUAGCAUGUGCCAGCUACAAGCCCAGCAAAGGAGAGUCAGCAUCCGGGUCCUCCCAUGCGGUGAUGGACAUCUCUCUCCCAACUAGCAUCAGUGCAAAUGAAGAAGAUUUACGUGCUCUUGUGGAAGGAGUGGAUCAACUAUUAACAGAUUACCAGAUCAAAGAUGGCCACGUUAUUCUGCAAGUGAAUUCGAUUCCCUCCAGUGAUUUCCUUUGCGUCCGAUUCCGGAUAUUUGAGAUUUUUCAAGUUGGGUUUCUCAGCCCUGCUACUUUCACAGUGUAUGAAUAUCACAGACCAGAUAAGCAGUGCACCAUGUUUUAUAGCACAUCCAACACCAAACUUCAGAAAGUCUGUGAAGAAGCAACGUGCAAGUGCGUAGAAGCUGACUGUGGGCAACUGCGGGAGGAACUGGAUCUGACCAUCUCUGCAGAUACCAGGAAAGAAACAGCAUGUAAACCAGAAAUUGCAUACGCUUAUAAGGUUAAGAUCACAUCUAUCACCGAAGAAAAUGUUUUUGUCAGAUACACUGCAACUCUUCUGGAUAUUUACAAAACAGGGGAGGCUGUGGCUGAAAAAGACUCUGAAGUCACCUUCAUUAAGAAGAUGAGUUGUGCCAAUGCUGAUCUGGUGAAAGGAAGACAGUAUUUAAUCAUGGGUAAAGAAGCUCUGCAGAUAAAACACAAUUUCAGUUUCAAGUACAUCUACCCUCUAGAUUCCUCCACCUGGAUUGAAUAUUGGCCCACAGACACAACAUGUCCAUCAUGUCAACCAUUUGUAGCUAAUUUGGAUGAGUUUUCUGAAGACAUCUUUUUAAACGGCUGUGAAAACGCCUGAGGAGACUGCGCUGUGUGUAACUUUCACUUCUGGACUCGUUAUGGGAAAUCCUUUUUUCUUCUUCUUUUGAAGCUGGUCUUACUUGGAAAUCUCACUUACACUAAAAUCAGUUUCACUUGUUUUUUAUUAAAGCACAAAUUAUAGAGUUUAAA